AUGUCAAUCAGCGCGACCCAGACCAUCCAACAGCCCACCAUCGCGGCCAGGACUCCUGCUGAGGUGGCUGCAAAGACAACCCAUGUGUCUCAAGCGAAGGUCAACAAUGCUGCCACUCCUAAUUCUCUAGCAGUCGCGACUGGAGGUUAUGCAUUCCCUGGUUUGCCUCAAAUUGACGACCCAUAUAAGAAGCGACAAUGGCAGCUUGAGCACAUGGCUGGUGCCUUCAGGGUCUUUGCCCGCAAGGGCUUCACUGAAGGGACCAGCGGACACAUCAGCGUCCGCGACCCCGUUGACCCCGAGACCUUCUGGAUCAACCCUAUGGGUGUUCACUUUGGAAUGCUAAAGGCCAGUGAUAUGGUUCAUAUCAAUGACCAGGGGCAGGUUAUCGGAGGAAACAGAGUGGCUAUUAACGCUGCCGGCUUUAUCAUUCACAGCGCCAUUCACCGUGCUCGUCCCGACAUUCAUGCCGCCUGCCAUAUGCACUCGCCCAACGGAAAAGCAUGGUCUACCUUCGGCCGACCUCUAGACAUUAUUAACCAAGACUCAUGCAACUUCUACGGCACCCAGGCCGUAUAUCGCGACUUUGGAGGUGUUGUAAUUGGUGAAGAUGAGGGGCAGAAGAUUGUGGAUGCACUCGGGCCCAAGGGCCGCGUCAUUAUUUUGCAGAACCACGGCCUUCUAACCACAGGCGGAACCGUCGAUGAGGCUGCCUAUCUUUUCACUUGCAUGGAACGAACCUGCGAAGUCCAGAUCAAGGCGGAAUCAACAGGCCUUCCGAAAAACAUUAUUAGUGACGAAGCAGCCGAGUUCACAGCUAGAGUCAAUUCUGAUCCCGAAACUCUUUACACCGAAUUUCAACCAGACUUCGAAUUUGAGAUCUGGAAGUCCCAGGGUGAGCUCAGGAAAGGUGAUGUUUAA
Molecule: messenger RNA, 921 nt
Organism: Fusarium sp. VM40
Lineage: Eukaryota; Fungi; Ascomycota; Sordariomycetes; Hypocreales; Nectriaceae
Source: the annotation of a GenBank genome assembly